This is a messenger RNA of Pseudozyma hubeiensis SY62, 591 nucleotides long. RefSeq lists its product as hypothetical. The record is from RefSeq and is a predicted model, not a curated record. The transcript has a single exon. NCBI's taxonomy places the organism in Eukaryota, Fungi, Basidiomycota, Ustilaginomycetes, Ustilaginales, Ustilaginaceae. Bases 1 to 591 code for a protein of 196 amino acids.
AUGAGGAUCGUGCCGACAAGCUGUAUCUUGCUUAUCCUUGCUUACACGGCAAGAAGCGCCAUCGCUUCUUCAAAGCCCGCGUGUCCGAGAAGUAAGUAUCCGCCGAGCAGAUACGCGCUUUCGACCGACACAGUUUGCUUACGUCUGCUUCCAAUUUCCGCUGCAACUACAGCCGCAACGCUCGAGUGCAGGGUGCAGGGUGACGAAUCGCCAGAAGCGGCGCUGCGACAGGUGGACGAGCACGCCAUCAGGUCCAUGUACUGCGCUUUGGGAUGUGACUCUGUUGUCAACAAUCGCACUAGAUCAGCCUUGGCACCGUACGUCAAGCCCAACUGUUGGGUGGAAAAGGAAGAGAAUCGAGUCGAGUACAAAAAGUUCGAAUCCAAGGACGACAAGGACGAGAAGAAAAGACGCUCGCCACGACGGGGGAGGCCAGACAUAGCUGCACGAACAGAAACGAGGGACAUCGACGCCUACACCAUCGGCAGCGCAACGUUCCGUUUCUGCUGCACCGAUACCAACCGCGAGGUGUACUCGGAAGCUGCCGCAAAAAGGAUCGGGCUUGAGCUCUCCAUCUGCGAUCGGCUGUAA